Fusarium fujikuroi IMI 58289 is the source of this 912-nucleotide messenger RNA. RefSeq lists its product as uncharacterized. The record is from RefSeq and is a predicted model, not a curated record. The transcript is spliced from 2 exons. Bases 1 to 912 code for a protein of 303 amino acids. NCBI's taxonomy places the organism in Eukaryota, Fungi, Ascomycota, Sordariomycetes, Hypocreales, Nectriaceae.
AUGCGAUCUGUCAUUCAUUUGCAAGUGGUGUUCGGCUUAUUGGCCAUUGGCUCUGCCAUCGCAAGCCCUUGCAAGCCUCUCUCAGCCUCAACAACUUCUGCUACCACUUCUGUUGCGACAAUAUCCACUACUGUCACUUCAGAUGCUUCCACUGAAACUUCCGUCUCCACUUCUUUUGCAUCCACCACUGAAGAUGAAGGCGCCACUUCUUCCACAGUAGUUGAGUUCUCUACUGAGACAUAUGCCUCUUCUACUGAGACAUCUGCUUCAUCGGCUGAAACAUCGGAGUCAUCUAUCACCGUUGAGACGUCUGCAGCCUCAGCCACCGCGACUGACACUACCGAGACUACAACUGCUGAGCCAACCACCACCGGUGUCACCACGACCGUCGCUGAGACAACCUCAUCCGCAGCCAUCCCUACCUUCACAAUGUUUGCUUCCGGCUCAAACGCCGUCGCAGGCAGGAGUCUUCAAACUUACAACCGCGACGGCGCUGUCGCUGUAUUCGAUCCCGCCACUGAGGACGAUAAUCCUUCCGUCCGAUCAUACUCUAUCGACUCUCAAGGCAGGAUCGUGAAUGACCUUGGCUGGUUUCUCUGUGGAUACUACGGUGCAACCAACGAGGAACCCAACAGACCCGCGACGGUUGUGACCUGCCAUAGCGAGACUCCCCUGCAGAAGGCUUUCCUGACUUGCGAGUUGUCUGGUCCUUUUGGGAUCGAGUGCUCGGUCCCGGCCCUGUCUUGUGUGUCGAGUGGAUCUUCCAGUAUCGGUCCGACGUGUAUACCUACUACGGGUACUUGGAGCUUGAACUCUGUCGGUGUUCGGGCGUUUGGUCACACCUGGCUGAUUGGAGGCAGCGAUACCCCGGCUACUUAUGAACGUAUGACCAUGAGCAUCCGGGAGGUCUGA